UGUAUGUCAGUGUGUGCGGUGCAGCAGUAUUGUGAGUAGUGCCAAUGCCGGGAAGGCCUCAGGGAAUCUAGUAUAACCCACGCAGGAAGCAGCAGGGUGCAUAGUCCGGCCUGUAGGGAGUGCAGGGUGAUGAUCUAAAGGGUGAGGCUACACUACUCCGGUUAGAAUAUCGGGCAUACUCACAGCACAGUGCUGUACUCUCUAUGAAUGAUCUAAGGCAGUGACACUAGGCUGCAGUAUGCUACACACAUCACAGGGGCUGCGGAAGUGAUUGCACUGAUGGGUAGGAUUUAGCUGCAGUCCCUGGGGUAGUGAGUACACUGACAGUGCAGUGCAGGAAGUCACACUCACCACAUGGUCUGGGGUAGUGCUUACUCUAGAUGCGGAAUGUGCCAUAACGCUGCAGGCAGAAGGGAUGACACUGACAGGGACACGGUAUAACUACAGUGCCUAAGGAGGGUAUGAUACCACUGCAGAUCCUAAGGCACUGACAGUGCACUCACACUAUAUGGUUUGGCCCAGGGAGUGAAGGGUGCACUAGAAAUCAGCUGGGAGGUGACACUGAGUGCCCCCUCCCCUGUGCGAGUCUCAUAGCUGCACAGUGAUGAGCAGUACCAGGGUAUCUGUAAUACAUCAAUGCUGACAGUUAUAAGAUGUGCUGAUUCGCCAGCAUCUCUCACAACUUUUGACUACAAAAUAAAGAUUUAGAGGGAGGAGAAAGAAAAUAAGCUUCUAUCAGUUCCGCACCAGCCCCCUCCCUUCCUUAGGGAGGAGAAGGAUUCACAGAUGGAGCAAAGGAAGGAGCAGCAGAACCUUGAGUUCACAAUGGACAAUGUUGAAAAGGCUCUUCACCAAUUAUACUAUGAUCCUAAUAUUGAGAACAAGAACUUGGCACAAAAAUGGUUAAUGCAGGCACAAGUAUCUCCCCAGGCAUGGCACUUUAGUUGGCAGUUGCUGAAUGGUGGAAAGGUACCUGAAAUUCAGUACUUUGGAGCCAGUGCUCUUCACAUUAAGAUAUCUCGGUAUUGGGGGGACAUACCGGCAGAACAAUAUGAAAGCCUUAAAACACAGCUAUUUGCCCAGAUAUCUGCUUUUGCUAGUGGUUCCAAAAUUGUUUUGACAAGACUAUGUGUUGCGUUGGCUUCAUUGGCACUUAAUAUGAUGCCAGACACCUGGCCGCACGCAGUACCAGAUAUGGUUCGAGUGUUUCAGACAGCUGAUGGGCAGGCCGAUGGUGGCGCCCGCUGUUUGGCGCUUCUUGAACUCCUCACAGUUUUGCCAGAGGAAUUUCAGACCAGUCGUCUCCCACUGUAUCGCAAAGGACAAGUGCGCGGCUGUCUGUCGCAGGAAUGUGCAUGUGUCUUCCCUCUACUGCGUCAGCUACUACAGCAAAGUGACUCACCGGGCUUUGUCAAACAGAAGGUACUAAAGUGUUUCUCUAGCUGGGCACAGCUCAUGAUCCCACUGACAGAAUGUGAGGAAUUGACUCUUGCUGCUUUCUCUGCACUUCGGGACCCUGAACUUUUUGAUUCAGCCGUGGAAGCCUUGGUAAACACAAUCUCUCAACCUGAUGCCCAAAGGUAUGUGCAUACUCUGCUGAAGUUGAUUCCUCAGGCUCUUAGCCUACAAGAUCAGCUGCGUCAAGCUGUACAGAAUGGAGACAUUGAAACGUCGCAUGGGAUCUGCAGGAUUAUUAUAGCGCUGGGAGAGAAUCAUUCUCGGGCGCUUUUAGAUCAAGUAGAUCACUGGCAGAGUUUCCUUGCCCUGGUUAACAUGAUCAUGUUUUGUACGGGAAUCCCAGGUCACUACCCAGUCAAUGAAACUACAAGUUCCCUUACACUGACCUUCUGGUACACCCUGCAGGAUGAAAUUCUCUCUUUUGAGGCAGAAAAGAAAGAAGUGUAUCUUCAAGUGUAUCGUCCAGUCUACUUCCAGUUGGUCGAUGUACUUCUCCAGAAGGCUCAGUUUCCAGCUGACGAUGAAUAUGCAACAUGGUCAUCUGAUGAGAAGGAGCAAUUUCGCAUCUACAGAGUUGACAUAUCGGACACCCUGAUGUACGUAUAUGAAAUGUUGGGUGCAGAACUUCUCAGCAACUUGUAUGAUAAACUUGGACGUCUUCUCACCACGUCUGAGCACCCAACAUCAUGGCAGCACACAGAAGCUUUGCUGUAUGGUUUCCAGUCCAUUGCAGAGACCAUUGAUGUUAAUUAUUCCGAUGUUGUCCCUGGACUUAUUGGUCUCAUCCCUCGAAUCAGCAUCAACAACGUGCAGCUUGCAGAUACUGUCAUGUUUACUAUUGGAGCUCUGGCAGAGUGGCUAGCCGACCAUCCGGUUAUGAUCAGUAAAGUUCUACCCCUGGUACUUCAUGCAUUGGGAAACCCAGAGCUCUCUGUUUCCAGUGUCUCAACAUUAAAAAAGAUCUGUAGAGAAUGCAAGUACGACCUGCUGCCCUAUGCUGCCAACAUUGUAGCUGUGUCACAGGAUGUGUUAAUGAAGCAAAUACACAAGACCAGUCAGUGCAUGUGGCUGAUGCAAGCAUUGGGUUUCCUGCUGUCUGCAUUGCAAGUGGAAGAGAUUCUCACCAACCUGCACUCUCUCAUUACGCCGUACAUCCAGCAACUGGAGAAGUUAGCAGAUGAAACACCAAAUCCUUCCAACAAACUGGCUAUAAUCCACAUUCUUGGGCUUCUGUCUAACCUUUUUACCACCCUGGAUAUCAGUCACCAUGACGACGACCAUGAAGCGGUGGAGGUGAAAAAACUACCUGUAGUUCAGGGACCCAACCCGGUCGUGCUUGUCCUGCAGCAGGUUUUUCAGCUCAUCAGGAAGGUUCUCAGUACGUGGCUAAAUGACGCACAGGUAGUGGAGGCAGUAUGCGCCAUUUUUGAAAAGUCUGUUAAGACACUGCUGGAUGACUUUGCACCUAUGGUGCCGCAGCUGUGUGAAAUGUUGGGUCAGAUGUACAGUACGAUACCGCAGGCGUCUGCUAUUGAUCUCACACGGCAGAUGGUUCAUAUCUUCGCCCAUGAGCCGGCUCACUUUCCUCCAAUCAAGGCUCUCUUCUUACUCGUCACUUCCCUUACACUGAACCUGUUUCAUCAAGGACCCAGGGACCAUCCUGAUAUUGUUGAUUCAUUUAUGCAACUCCUGGCACAGACACUGAAGCGCAAGCCCUGCCUCUUCUUGUCCAGCGAGUUGGAUGUCAAAGCAGUCUUUCAUUGUGGUAUCAUCUCUUUAAAGUUCCCUGAGCCACCCACUGUAAGAGCCACCUGUGGUUUUUUCACUGAGUUUUUGCCUAGAUGUAGUGAACUUGCUCCUGUUGGACAGGUGGUCCAUGACGAUGGCAAAAUUCUUCUUCAGGCCACUCUUGAGGGCAUCGGUGGGCAGGCCUCACGUAACCACAUGGAACAUUUUGCAGACAUCCUCUUUUCUCUGAACAAGCACUGCUUCUCUUACCUGGCGGUUUGGUUGAAAGAAUUAAUGCAACAGGAUGGCUUCCCCUCCCCACGCCUGACGCAAGCGCAGAAGGAUAACUUUGCCCAGCACAUCCUGAGGGAGCGUGUGAACAAACGUCGUGUGAAAGAUAUGGUGAAGGAAUUUACUCUGCUAUGUCGCGGUUUACAUGGAACAGAAUAUACAGCGGAUUAUUAGCUAUCUACAGGGUAGGACUACAACUGGCAAGCUAACCUUUACCUCCAGAUUGCAUUGACCUGCUCAGACCCCCUAACCUCAUUCAGAUUGGUCUGUUAUCUCUCAAAGGAACUUCCUAUUUUUACCAAGAAAUUCUAAAGGCAACAACGAAAAGACAUCUGAAUAAAGCUUCCUGGUUUAAAAAUCUCCAUGUUGUGAUCCUAAAUCUACCCUUUAAUGGCUUGGUUCUGCUCUUCCUUGUGGACACUUAUAGUGACAUUAUCCAGAGGAAGCCCAAGCAAAUGUCAUGGGUGGGAAUUGGAUUAAACAAGGAAAACAAAAAGUGACUUGUUCCUAAACUGUUAUGAUUGGACUUUGAACAGAGUCAUGUUGCUUCCCCUCAAACUACAAUAUUGUUAAUACGCAUGUAUGCAGAUUUUAAUCCUUAUCCAUUUCAGGGCUGGAUCCGGACUGUUACAAAGUUUGUGAUGUUCUUGAGAUGAAGAGAUUUGGAAAUAGGUUUAUGGUGAGGAUAUGUAGAACGGUGACAGUGUUUUUUUUGUUUACUGUUUUAUGUUUAACUUAGAGGGUAUUUUCACUGAACACAUUCAGUGUAAUGAGGCAGUUAUACUUACAAUCUGCUCCAAAAGCAUUUCAGCCUGAACACACACACAAUGAUUCUCUGCAUUUUACCAACACGUAAAAGGUUGAAGAAAAAUAAACGCAUGAAGUGUCUGCUUCCAAAGGGUAAAAUCUCGCUAUAGACACAAUAUGCAUUGAAUAUUUUAAUAGUUUGUUUUGGCCUCUAUACGAGCUGUAUAAUGGUAUUUUGUGCUUCAGCACAGAAGGGCCGGAUGCAAUAAACUUUAUUUGCACAUUG
Bombina bombina (fire-bellied toad) is the source of this 4510-nucleotide messenger RNA. It is a transcript of the gene IPO13, whose product is annotated as importin 13. Gene Ontology annotation, cellular component: cytoplasm; nuclear membrane. Lineage: Eukaryota; Metazoa; Chordata; Amphibia; Anura; Bombinatoridae. Gene Ontology annotation, molecular function: small GTPase binding. The transcript is spliced from 20 exons. Gene Ontology annotation, biological process: protein import into nucleus. Bases 787 to 3651 code for a protein of 954 amino acids. The record is from RefSeq and is a predicted model, not a curated record.